AAGAAGGAAGGAGGGGCGGGCGCGAGGCCGCGGCGGAGGAGGAACUUGUGGCCGCGGCUGCGCCGUGCUGUUCCCUUCGCUCCAGUUCGCCGGGCGGGCGCGGUGCGGCGCGGCGGCUGCGGCGGCUGUGGCGGCUGAGGCGGCGGAGGCGCGGGUCCGGGGCGAUGCGGCGCUACCUGCGCAUCGUGGUGCUGUGCCUGGCCUGCGGCUUCUGCUCGCUCCUCUACGCCUUCAGCCAGCUCGCCGUGUCCCUGGAGGAAGGAGCGGGCGGCGGUGGCGGGAAGCCGCAGGCCGCAGCGGCUUCCUGGCUCGCGGGCGGCGGACGCGGCGGCGCGAGAGGGGUGGGCAGUGCGGGCCCCGCAGCGCAUCCCGGCCGGUCAGACAGGUGUAAAGAUUUCUCUCUGUGUUACUGGAAUCCCUAUUGGAUGCUGCCCUCUGAUGUUUGUGGAAUGAACUGCUUUUGGGAAACGGCUUUUAGGUAUAGUCUAAAAGUGCAGCCUGCUCAAAGAAUGCACCUCGCUGUGGUUGCCUGUGGUGAAAGACUGGAAGAAACUAUAACCAUGUUGAAGUCAGCUAUCAUUUUCAGCAUCAGACCGCUGCAGUUCCAUAUUUUUGCUGAAGAUCAACUACAUGAUAGUUUUAAAGGCAUACUUGAGAGCUGGUCAUUUCUGCAGACAUUUAAUUAUUCAUUAUACCCAAUAACUUUUCCAAGUGAGAAUGCAGCAGAAUGGAAAAAGCUGUUUAAACCGUGUGCUUCCCAGAGAUUGUUCUUGCCAUUAAUCCUGAAAGAAGUUGAUUCACUCUUGUACGUGGACACGGAUAUCCUUUUUUUACGGCCAGUUGAUGAUAUUUGGUCUUUACUAAAGAAAUUUAAUUCCACACAAAUUGCUGCAAUGGCACCAGAACAUGAAGAGCCUCGAAUAGGAUGGUAUAAUCGCUUUGCCAGACACCCAUACUAUGGAAAAACUGGAGUAAACUCUGGAGUUAUGUUGAUGAAUAUGACUAGAAUGAGAAGGAAGUAUUUCAAGAAUGACAUGACAGCUGUACGGCUGCGAUGGGGAGAUAUACUUAUGCCACUGCUUAAAAAAUACAAACUGAAUAUCACAUGGGGGGAUCAAGAUCUGUUGAAUAUCAUCUUUUUUCAUAAUCCAGAAAGCCUUUUUGUUUUUCCAUGUCAAUGGAAUUAUCGACCAGAUCAUUGUAUAUAUGGAAGCAAUUGCCAGGAAGCAGAAGAAGAAGGAAUCUUUAUUCUUCAUGGGAACAGAGGUGUUUACCAUGAUGAUAAACAACCGGCAUUUAGAGCUAUUUAUGAAGCACUGAGAAAUUGUUCUUUUAAAGAUGACAACAUCCGUUCCUUAUUAAAACCUUUAGAACUGGAACUACAAAAGACAGUCCAUACCUACUGUGGAAAAAUUUACAAAAUAUUUAUCAAACAGCUAACAAAAAGCAUACAAGAUCGUUAUGAUAGACCACCAAAGGAAAGGUGAUUCUUGGUGACUGCCAAAUCAAAUGAAUUAAAACAACAAAAUAUCAGGGGAUAUGUGUGAAGGAAUAGUCUUGAAUGAAGUGUUCAGGAAGGAAUUAUUCAUCUUCAGAAUAAUUGUUUUUCCUGAAGAAGUUAAAUAAGCAAAUAUUCAUGUAAUGAAGAAUAAGUUAAAGUAUUGGAUCCCAACAAGAAGACACUUUUGAUCUCUGAUGUUUUGUAAUGUUAUUUGCUGUCAUUCCAGUAUUGAUGAAAACAUUGAAUGGUUGUAGCCUACAGAAUUUGGUUGACUCUUCUCAAGUAAGUAAGAACAGUAGGGGUGUAUGGAUGGAGAAAAUGUACCUCAUACACAGUGAAAACACUCAAACUGUGAGUAUAGCAGUAGUUUUAUGUCAGCACUAACCUCACUUUAAAUGUGUGACACAAAGUUUACAGGAACAGAACGUGUUCUGUUUCUAAAGCAAUGUGAUGUAACCGAUGUAACUAUUGACAAUCGAUGUGUGCCUUUAUACAUUUCAUCUCUGUUUUAAACUAUUUCUGUGACAAUCAUGUUUAAGAUUAGAUUAUAAGUAAGCUGCACGUUUAAAACUGAGCUGUAUAAGAAAGUGAAAAAAAUGGUAAAAAUGUUGGGAGUUUUUGUCUCUUUGUGUGUUUGUGAAAUGUAGUAUUUUCAUUUGUAUAUGCUAACCUGUCUUGCCAAAACUCAGAUCUGAGAUUGUUAAACAGAUAUUUUUGGAAAUUUUCAUCACUUUAAAUGAAAAUUUUCAGCUUUACUGGGCAUUCUGGAAGCAAAAGAUCUGCUGAUCAUAAAUGAGAACCUAACUAGUAUGAUUCCGUGAUUGUGGAAAAUGUGAUGGACCAAAAUGCAUAAGCUGUAUACUUCCUGUGAACAGUAAUAUUGGUUACAAUGAAGCAGGAAAAAAGGUGGUCCAUUUAAACUUUUUUUUUCUUCUACCUCAGAAUGGCUUUGCUAGAUACUUUUGAAGAAGCAAAUGUAGAGAGCCUUACUUUAAGUCAGUCAGACAAUGUUCAAGAAUGAUUUGGAUUAAGAAGAUUGUUCUGAGUAUUAAAAAAGUAGUUUUGAUUGGUUUAAUGUACAUGUCUUCCUUUUUUGAGCAUCACUUAAGACUUUCUUUUAAUCUUGAAACAUUAUUUCUCUUAGUGUUCUUGACUAUUCUCUAACGUAACUGUAGAUUCUGAGUACUUAGCAUGUACUGUCCUGCAGUGUAUGUCUCACUUUAGUAAGUACUACAUGGUUAUUCUUUUCCCUUUUGAUAUCUUAAUACUUAGAGAAGGGAAAAUCAUGAAGGAAGAAUACCACUUGUGUGAAAAUAGUGGUGAUUAGCUUUAUAAAGCUAGAGUGCCCUCUGUGGAAACAUGACAUAUGCAGAUAGACAUGGUCAGUGUGGUUGUCCCCUGUCUUUUUCACUUUAGUCAGGGUCAAAUUGAGAGAGGAAGGUGUAAAAAAGGCAAAUUGGAAGUUAAUAACCAGCCCAGCAUUCUUCGAAUAGAUGGGUUUAGAGAACACAGCCCCUAUGUCCUUGGCAGAAUGCCAUGGUGAAUAUGAGAUCUUGUGAACUGUGCUGAAAUGAGUUUAUUGAGUAGAAAAUGAGAAUCCUAGAAUUUUGAAGUUUGGAGGGUACAUAUAAGAUCAUUUCUAGUGGCCCCCAAGAGAGAACUUUGCCUGUCUAUAUUAGACUCUCGUGGGGAGCUUGUUGAGUGUGGAUCCCUGGGCUUCACUUAGGAGACUCUUGUACACUGUGUCUAGGAUGGAGUCUGCAAACAUUUUUUUUAGUGAAGAGAUUUAAAAACUAUGCAAAAGUAGAACAGUACAGUGGUACUUCUUGCCCAGAUCAAACCCUUAAAAUAUCUUAACGAUGUUUGCAUUAUCUAUUCCCCUUUUCUUUGCUGAAGAGUCUCUUAAAGAAAAUCCCAGAGAGCCUAUUAUUUCAUCGCUAUAAGUACUUUGGUAACUAUGAUGACAUCAUACCUCCUUUGACGUCAUUUACUAUCCAUUCCUAAGCAAAUUUCCUUAAUUGUCUCCGAUGUUAGAAUUAGGGUACAAAAAUAAGUCAUAUGAUUCUGUUUUUAAUAAGCACCUCAGGUGAUUCUGAUGUCAGCUAGUUUAGAACUAUUAGGAAUCAUUUUGCCAACUUGAAGAUUGAAGUUAGAAUACCAUAAUUCUUGGCACAGCUGGAUUAUAAAUGUGAUUCUGAAAUAUUAGAGUAAUUGGGGUUAUUGAAAAAAUAGGAAUUUAUAUUAUUAGUAAGUUUCUUAGUUUUAAUUUCCUCAGUGAACAGAGAGCCUCUAAUAGAGUGGGUUGGGACUAUGUAGAGUAUGGUCAUGAUUUAAUCCAACUGAACUGUAUACUGUGGUCUCAUGUUGUGACUUAUUUACACUGUCACAUGCUUCAUACUGUAGAUCAGUUAGAAGGUUCUUCAUCUGGUUUAUUCAGACCUGACUUAAUUGGGCAUUUUACCAUAAAUUGGGGUAUGAUGAAAACUUCCUACUUUAGGGGCUAUAUUUACCUAAAAUUUAGGUUAUUACAGAAAGUUCAUAACAAUAGUAAAAUGAGUUUUCUGAAUUUAUCUUUAGAUAGGGUAACUUUUUCUUUGAGAAUUCUUAAGAAAGGCAGUUCUCAGCAUUAAUGAAAUAAAAUUGUAGAACAACGUAGAGAACAUAUUAUAUUUCUUUUCAUGAAACAGUAUAUCUAUGCAGUUUAUAUAAAUUACAUUAUAUAAUGUUCUUUGAGUCUUUGUGUUAGAACAAUUCUGACCUCAGAACGAUCUCUGGGCUACGGUAUUACCAAAGUGGAAUGACUUCAAACUGUAGUCAAACUUUAUUUGUAUGAAGUAGCCAUCUUAAAAGAACUUGGAAACCUUUAGAAAAUAUAUAUUGUGAUUUACAUUUUAAAGCAAUACAUAAAAUUUUUUUCCUUGUGAGGAAUAGUUCAUAAUAUAUAAGGUAACCCAGUUAUCUUUUGGACACUUUAGAACCUGAAAUAAUAGUACCGCUUAUCUGUUGCUCUUUCGUCUUGCCUCCCAUGAGAUGUUACUGGUAUAGUGGAAAGAAAACUAGUCCGUGUUACAUCUGGAUUAUUUUCUUGGUCUGGGAUCCCAGGCAUUUCAUUUCACCUUCCAUGUGCCUUGGUUUGUAAACAAUCAAUAUGCUCUUCCCACCUCAUGAGACUCAGAAGUCAUAAGUCAGGAAGUUAUGUGACUCAACAGAAAUGACAGAUUUGAAUGCAUUCUCUAUGGUUUGUACAUGCCACACGAGCAUUACUGUUGAGGUUCUGUUUUGUUAUGUUGCCUCCUAUACAUAUCAUUUUGUUUCCUUAGGGUGAGUGGAUGAGUGUUUUCUGACAUGUAUUAUAUCUCCAGUAUGAAUUUGCUUAUAUUAUGUAAGGAGGAGUUUUUAAGAAAGAGAAAGCAGAGCAGAAAGGGGUGAUUAUAAAUGAAUAAUCAAAUAAAGAGAAGGAAAAAAGAGAAAGUGAGAAAAGUGAGGACAGAGAAGGGAGUAAAAGUGAGAAUGGCAAAUGGCAGAGUAAGAGAAAAGAUGGAAUGAGAGUGGGAAAAUCGAGAAGUGGAGAUGGAGAGAGAUGCUAUGGAAACAGUCACUUUUUAGUUUAGCACUCCCUCCCCAUGCAACUGUCUUCUUGGCUUGUGUUUCAGUUCAUGAGACCCUCCAGGGUCAGGAGGGGUGUUGGCUUUCAUAGAGGUGGGCAGCACAGCUACCUUGGUUUGAUUUAUCAAUACUAGAGUCUUUUUCCGGUCACUCUACUCACUGACCUAAAUUUAGUGGUGAUGAUCAACAUUGUAUUUUUUUUUACCUGGAUCCCAGUUUGUGAGCUAAGACCUGUGGAAACAUGAUGACAGAUACCCUCCUUUAUAAUAUUGUUCUAAAGUCAUCCCAGGUGUUGGGUUAUGCAAGACUAACCACAUGGAUUCACAGGGGAGGCUGGGAUGGAGGGGAUGGCUUGGUUAGGUCCGAAGGGCCCCAGGAAUCUUAGCAGCAGUUUUUUACAUGAAACUGAUAGGAAGCCAAAUUUGGGAAUCAUUGCCCUGCUUUGAAUGGCAGUUUACACAAUAAAUCACAUCUAUUGAUUCUUCAGUAGGCAUAUUUGCAGUCACACCAUUAAGAAUGGAUUCAAGAGAAUAGGAGAAACACACUGAAGGGAAAAGCCUGAAAAGAUAUUAUUCAGUGUCUCUCAGAAGUUUGUAUUGUAAGUAAUAAAUACUUUAAUGGUAAUCAGAACCUCUUUGAAGUGUUUUAGAAAGAUCAUGGAUCUGUUUUUUGUUUUUAAAUAACUCUUUUGGUUCCUUAGAGUAAAUAGAGAAGGAUAGGAGGGGUGCAAUAUUUCAGGUGUGGGGCCAGUUAUCCAUUCAUUAAAUGUCUUUCAAGUGUCUUAAAACAACAAUUGCCUUAUGCAUUUUAAUAUUUAAUAAAAGUAGAUUAAAUAGUGAUUUGUACUGUAACAGUUAUCCUUUUAUACAUUGCCAAAGCAACCCUUUUUUGCCUCUUAAAGUCUGGCUAAGCUGUUCUGAUAUUUGCUGUUUCCUAAUUAACUGAACAUGAAACCAGAUUUCUAAAACCAAGUUAUAUAAACUUAAGACAAGUCUAAGAGGUGGCACAGGAAUGUUCUUUUUUUUUAAACAAAAAAUGACUAUAAUGUUAAUUCAGAUAUCUAGGAAUUACUCAACCAUGAGAAGAAUGUGGAAUAGCUGUUGGACUAGGUAGUUCAAAAUUGAUUAUAUGUCAAAUUUACUUUUAAAUGGAAAACAGUGUGUCGUCACCAUAUCUCUUAUCUCUACCAAUAAUUCCAAGUGUCUAAUGGUACUGUUUGUUUAGAAUUUUCUAUAAACUCAAUUUGUAAACAAAAGAGUGCCUUUGAAAAGAUAGGGAAAAAAAUCUCUUGAAAAUUUCUCUUAUUACCAAUACUGUGAAUGCUUUUUGAAGGGUCUGUGGUCAGGCAUUUUAAUAUCAAACUUAAGAACUGAUGCGGAACCUUUGCUUAUGUUUAGUUUAUAUAUACAAUCUGAAUUUGUGAGCAUAUUCACACACGUAUUACCAUGCAACUCCUUGUAAAACAUGAAGAGAACGCAACAGUGUUAUUCCAUUUAAAAAGUAAGUUAACUUUGACUGUGAUGGAAAAUAGCUGUUUUUAACUUUGUAUAAAAUCUCUUCAGGGAAUAUUGGAAUGUUGUGCAAAAAUAAUUCAGGGUUUGUAGUAUACCUGUAGAAUAGGUCAUCCAUUCAAGACUUAGCAAAACCCACAUACAUCAUAUGCAUUGUCAUCAGUGUUUGAGAGCUGGACCAAUGGUUUUUUAUGGAUGCUGUAAUAGAAGAUCUAUGAAGGGGAUGAUGGUUUGCACCUGUCUUUGAAAUCAGAAACUGGAAAAAUUUGCAAGUGUUUCAAUUUUUCAUAAGCAUUUUGCAUAAAUACAUUAAUAUUUUGAGUUAGUUUGGUCCUAAAGCUACAGGAAGGACUGUUGGUGUACUGUGAUAUAUAGAAAUUACUACCCUUAAACUGCCUUUUACCUUAAAAUAUUAUGGUUUUAGGAUAAUUUGGUUAUCUUCCUCCCAGUAUUUGGUGUAUCUUGAAAUUUAUUAAAGGGGUAUAAGAUGAUAGAUUUGGAUGUAACCUGAGAAUAAUGGAAAGUUGCUUUGUUCUGUUGUGGGGGGAAUUCAGUUCCUCUUUUUCUUGAGAAACUGUAUUGCUGUUGCUAAAUAAACAUGUACUUGAUAAAUGUUUAAUUUCUUCAAA
This is a messenger RNA of Leopardus geoffroyi (Geoffroy's cat), 7247 nucleotides long. It is a transcript of the gene GXYLT1, whose product is annotated as glucoside xylosyltransferase 1. The coding region runs from base 165 to 1487 and encodes 440 amino acids. Gene Ontology annotation, biological process: protein O-linked glycosylation via N-acetylgalactosamine. Lineage: Eukaryota; Metazoa; Chordata; Mammalia; Carnivora; Felidae. The record is from RefSeq and is a predicted model, not a curated record. The transcript has 8 exons. Gene Ontology annotation, molecular function: UDP-xylosyltransferase activity.